GUUACGUGUGUGAUUUUGCCAUAGUUCAGAUGUUCGUUUGCUGCACUUUCUAUGCUUUGCAGAAGGGACGCUGACAGCCGUACAAAUGAUUGCUCACCUGUAUACUGAUAACCUGGCAAGUCGCUCCUGCUGUUUAACUGUGGCCCUCACUACAGAUAAGCAGUGUAUGAGCAGCUGAUGCAGCUCCCACAAUCCCGCACUUGGCAGCUUGUGACACUAGAGCUGCCUGCUUUCUAUGAGCGAGGCUUGCUUGGGGACGGGCUGUGAGUAUAUAUACAGCUGCAGACAAUAGUUUGUGAAGCAGAAGCCAUGGCACUCUGGGCUACCCUCAGCCUGGCACUUACCUGCCUGCUGGCAGCCGCCCAUGCUACAACGCUCGGUGUGGUUUACACAGAAGGAGGAUUCGUUGAAGGCACCAACAAAAAAAUUGGCCUCUUUUUUCCAGAAUAUGUUGACGUCUUUAAGGGAAUUCCAUUUGCUGCUCAGCCAAAAAUACUGGAGAAAGCAGAGAAUCACCCAGGAUGGUCAGGAACACUGAAAGCAAAAGACUACAAGCCGCGCUGUACACAAUCCACACUAUCCCAGAAUGACAUCCGAGGAGAAGAGGACUGUCUGUACCUGAACAUUUGGGUCCCACACACUCGAUCUGGAGUGUCCACUAAGCUGCCAGUCAUGAUCUGGAUUUAUGGUGGCGGUUUCCUGCUUGGAGGUGGACAAGGAGCCAACUUCCUUAACAACUAUCUUUAUGACGGCGAAGAGGUUGCUCUACGUGGCAAAGUCAUUGUUGUGACCUUCAAUUACCGUGUAGGACCCUUGGGAUUCCUUAGCACUGGCGAUGCCAACGCCCCUGGUAACUAUGGAUUGUGGGAUCAACAUAUGGCCAUUGCUUGGGUUAAGAGAAACAUUGCAGCCUUUGGAGGAGAUCCGGACAAUAUCACACUAUUUGGGGAGUCUGCUGGAGGAGCUAGCGUGUCCUUGCAGACCCUGACUCCCCAUAAUGUUGGUUUGAUCAAGCGUGCGAUCAGUCAGAGCGGCGUGGGUCUGUGCCCUUGGGCAAUUCAGGAAGAUCCCCUUUUCUGGGCCAAACAGAUUGCAACAAAAGUAGGGUGCCCCGUGGAUGACACAGCAGCGUUAGCUAACUGUUUGAGAAUUACCGAUCCUCGUGCAAUCACUCUGGCCUAUAAGCUGCAGCUUGUAAAUCUGCCAUAUGCUUUGGUCCAUUACUUGGCCUUCUCCCCGGUCAUAGACGGUGACUUCAUUCCUGAUGAGCCAAGAAAUCUCUUCCAUAAUGCAGCUGACGUGGACUACCUGGCAGGUGUCAAUAACAUGGACGGACAUUUGUUUGCAGGAGUGGAUAUGCCCAUUAUAAACCAGCCUCUGCAGAAGAUCACAGCCGGUGAAGUGCGUACAAUGGCUCAGGCACUGACCCUCCCUAAAGGUUCUUCAGGGGUGGAUAUUGCUUAUGAUCUCUACUCAAAGGACUGGGGAGUCAACCCUGACCAGGAAAGCAUGAAGAAGGCAGUGGUUGAAAUGGAAACAGAUUAUAUUUUCCUGGUUCCAACUCAGGAGGCUUUGGCUCUUCACAAGCAAAACGCCAAGAGUGCCGUGACCUACAGCUAUCUGUUCUCUCACCCUACUCGUAUGCCAGUGUACCCUGGCUGGGUGGGUGCAGACCAUGCUGAUGACCUGCAGUAUAUGUUUGGGAAGCCAUUUGCCACCCCACUGGGCUACAGACCACAGGACAGAGAUGUGUCUGCUGCAAUGAUUGCUUACUGGACUAACUUUGCUUCAACUGGGGAUCCUAACAAAGGAGAAUCGAGUGUUCCGACUCCUUGGUUACAGUACUCUCUCCAUAACGGCCAGUACCUGGAGAUUACCAAUAAGAUCACCUAUCAGUCCAUGAAACAGAGUCUGCGCUCACCGUAUGUCCGAUUCUGGGUUCAUACCUACCGCAACCUGCCCAACGCAUAAGCAGUGACCAUUAAACGCACCUUUCUGCA
Molecule: messenger RNA, 2000 nt
Organism: Bombina bombina (fire-bellied toad)
Lineage: Eukaryota; Metazoa; Chordata; Amphibia; Anura; Bombinatoridae
Gene: CEL
Product: carboxyl ester lipase
Exons: 11
Coding region: 310-1971 (553 amino acids)
Biological process (GO): neuron cell-cell adhesion; presynaptic membrane assembly; synaptic vesicle endocytosis
Cellular component (GO): postsynaptic specialization membrane; synapse; cell surface
Molecular function (GO): triacylglycerol lipase activity; signaling receptor activity; neurexin family protein binding
Source: RefSeq, a predicted model, not a curated record